Molecule: messenger RNA, 2379 nt
Organism: Penicillium brasilianum
Lineage: Eukaryota; Fungi; Ascomycota; Eurotiomycetes; Eurotiales; Aspergillaceae
Source: the annotation of a GenBank genome assembly
CAGGCAGUCACGGUAAUCUUUCGCGAAAUCAAAAACCUGCCACUCCAAAGAUGGUCCGAUUUCUAUCACGUGACCUACAGAGCUGUCAGAAAGUCGAGCUCCGCCGAAACUUUCGCGCCGCAGCUUUGCUCCGCGAUGGUGUAAAAGGUCUCCCUCUGGGACCUCACAGAGGCACAGCAAUAAUCAUGGUCUCUCAGGGGUUUUCAUUUCCUCCUCCGCCUCCCCCGCCUCCUUCCAGUACACAACAACCAUCCGCCUACCCCUCUGCGCAUUCUGGCCAACACUGGAAUGCUCGUGGGUCUGGCGGACGAGGUCGUGGCCGAGGACAUGGGAACCGAGGUCGAGGAGGAGGUCAUUUUUCUUCGGACAAUAACCGAUCCCAAUAUUCAAAUCCACCGGGCUACAACUACGCAGCAGGGAACUAUGGAUAUCCGGCUCAACCACAACCCGUAGCGACGACGUCGUACAUGCCUCCGACCCCGACUCCUCCCCCACCCUAUCCUCAUACACAAGCAAAUUUCCAACAUCCUCAAACUCCGCCCACCUAUCAACAUUCUCAGAACUACUCACAGCCCGCCGGCGCGGCUGCAUAUCAAAGGCUUCCGGGGUACAACAACGGGCCGACCGCUAACCUAGCGCAUACGGCAGCUUAUUCUACGCAAGCUACACCUCCAUACCCUCCCAGCGUGCCGUCAUCGCAGCAUGGCCCUCCUUCAAAUAAUCCGAUGAUGGUGGGAUCACCGUGGGGUGGUCCACCCGCACCGCACGGGCGAGGAGGCUGGCCGUCCCAUGCCCACGGCAACCAUGGAGCCAAACCACGACAUCACAAUAGCAACAAGCGAGAUCAUACGUCUGCGUUCAGCAAGCCGCAAUCAUCGGUCCCUCGAACCCCGGCACCUCCACCUGUCCCUAGCUUCGGCAACCCUCUCCCUUCCAAGCCCCCACCCGCAGCAGAUGCCACGAGGAAACCGAAGAAACGCAAGAGAAAGCACAACCAGUUGGGACUGACGCCGAAGACCGACGACCACGAGUCAAGCGAGGAAGAAGAGGAUGUGGACGAAGAGAGUAAGCUUGCGCAAACGAGUGCCGAUGCCGCUGCACCGCUCCAGUUCUCAUACCGAGGCCAAACGGCGACACUGCAAUCGCAGUCCGAUAUUGCAGCAUGGAUUGCCGAACGCAAGAAGCGGUUCCCCACGCAGGCUCGCAUCGACGAGAAGAAAAAGGCUGCCGACGAGGCCAAGGCUGCCCGUGACGCGGCCCGACUUGAAAAACAAAAGGAGCGCGAGAAGGACAAAGAAAAGCACAAGGCCAAGCAGCAGGCUCCACCGCCAAUGUCCACCGGGGAGGCCGCUGCGAAGUCAGAUCCGGUGCUCGACGCGGCGAUGAAGGCGCAACGCAAGGCCGAGAAAAUUAAGCGCAAUCUUGAUCGGGAGCAGAAACGCUUCGCCAAAGCUGAGGCGGAGGCUGAAGCUGCGCGGCUGAAGGUGGAGGCACUGCAGAGGCAGGCUCAAGGUUUGAUGGAUAAAGAGUCCGCUCAAGAGCAGACUGGAGUACCUGCUACCGAGCCACUCGGUGUGCCAUUGGUCGCUGGAACGGGAGGCGUAGCAACUAUUGAGGAAAUUUCCAAGGCACCUGAAUCACUAUCAGGCGAGACUACAACCUCUGUUCCAGUUCCCGUCUCGGUCUCAAUCCCCGCUGCAGCUAUUGACGCUGCAACAAAACUCGUCGAUCCCCAAUUGGACUUGGACUCCGAGGGCUCAGGCAUCAGCGACUGGACUUCAUCCAGCGGCUCCGGCUCAGACUCAGACUCGGAAGCGGAUUCAGACUCCGGCAGUGAUGACAACGACUCCGCACCUGAGGAAGUAAGCUCAAGGCGAGAAGGCCCCGAGCGCGUUCCUGCGCCACCACGCGAAGGCAAAAAGGUUGUCUGUCGGCACUUUGCUCGCUCGGGGCGAUGCAACCGGGGUGACCAGUGCAAGUUCUCGCACGAGGUCAGUGGGAAAGGGCCCAAGGCAAAGCCAGCAGAGAAGGAGAAGAAGGGACGAAAGGGACUACUUCAAGCUCUGCUGGAACGGCAAAAAGAUGACGAGGACCGUCGGGCAAUGGAAGUGAUUUCCUGGCUCGGGCAGCAUGGCCAUUUAGCCGCGCCGAGUGGUGACGCGGCCAGUGUCAGUGCCAAUGCUGCUGCCAAUCCCGAUGCCAAUGUUCAUGAUAAUGCCAAUGUCACCAUGGAUGGUAGUGCAGAUGUUAGAGCGAGUGCGCUGGCGACCAGUGCCCCGCAAUCGGAUACCCCUGUUUAGUCACUCUAGUGGUUUUGCACCAGCGAAUAAAUUUAUGUGAAUGAACGAAUACCUUGGAGUUGUUUUGGUCUUAUAUUCG